UAUCUACGAAUAAUUGCCUCAAAAAAGAGUUGUGUACAAACCGUAAAUCGAGAGUGUUUGAGAGCCAACGUGGCAAACGUGCAGCCGCGCAGUCCAAUGUCAAGGACAUUCGCGUUGCAUUAGCGGCAACGAAAUACAUAGUAGAUAUACAUAUGUAUUUACAACCCUCUUCCAAACGAAAAGAAACACAUUUACCCGCGUGUGCAUUCGGUAAUCCUUAAGUCAAAAAGUGAUAGUCGCAAAGUACAACGUUGGCGCAAUGGCGCACAGGAAUAAUGACGCGAUAGCGUCCCUUAUAUUCUACUUGUGGCUUCUAUUUUCGUUACAAAUAUCCGCCGUACGUCCGGCUAUACAUUCACGUGCGUCAUCGGUAACGAGCAGCAGCAGCAACGCCAUAGAUGAGAGCAAUGUGGAAAUUGACGAUACCGAUUCUGUCGCCACUAACGAGGCCAAUAUUAAAAAACAUCAGCAGCAACAUCGCCACCAGAAACCCGCUGAGUUUGUCCGAAGAGACUUUUCGGAAAAAAUGUCAUGGCAAUGUGCUAAUAAUGCCAGCUGCCUUCAUACGCUAGCAAACGAUAUGCUGCAGGCGUACAAGCGUGGCGAAACCAUUAGCUUGGGAUUCAUGGAUUUGGCAAAGCUGCCACCGCUGAUGGAGAAGGACAAAGACAAGUUGAAUGCGGCAGAGACCGGUCGCGGCAUUUCCAGUUUCGUUGACUUCAUCAGUGGAAAUGCAAUUCGUAUUCCGGUGGGGCCGAUGGUGUUCAGCGUACAACGGGCAGAGGAUGAUGGAAAUUACAUCGAAAUUGCGUUACUGAAGAAGGCGAGCGGCAAUCAAGGUCGUGGAGGUGGUCUCGGUGGAGGUGGAAUGGGUGGCGGUGGCCUCGGCGGAGGUGGAGGAGGAGGAGGAGAAGGUCUACUUAGCGGCUUAGCUAGCGGUUCGGGUAUGAUGGGAGGCAGUGGGGGAGGUGGCGGACUCAUGGGUGGAGGGGGUGGAGGCAAUGGCGGCGGUGGUGGUCAUCGGGGGCGUUAUCGUAAGCAGAAACAGGAUAAGAAGCAAUUCCAAAUGUAUAUACCAAUGUAUUUGGCGGCAACAACCUUUGGCUGGACUAUGGUUGUAGCAAAGGCGGUUGGGUUGUUGACGCUUAAAGCAUUAGCGGUAUCGAAAUUGGCAUUUAUAGUAGCGGCAAUGGUGAUAGUGAAAAAGCUGAUGGAUAAUGCUUCGGAAAAAAUGAUGUAUCAAUUCCCCGAGCAUACGCCCUACAUGAUGCCAUACAGCAUGGAUUAUGGCAUGCAUCCCGAAAUGGCAUCUGGAGGCGAAAUGUAUCCAGCAGCGCUGCAACUGGCCGCGGCGCCUAUGCAACACCACGGCGAAAGUCUCGCCGCGGAGAGUAAUUUGCAUCAUAACAUCGCCGAUAUACAAAAUAACACACAGGUAUUAGCCGCACUCAAUGCCGUACAUUUAGGACCGAAAGUGAAACGGGAGGACUCUUGGUUGGGAAAGGCAGCUGGAGUGGGAGUGAGGCGACCACUAGUCUAUAACUACAUACAGCCCCAUCAUCCAUACUAUCGCGCCUGAUGACCAACAUAAACACUACUGCUAGCCAAAUCUCGCCACAUUUAGGAAAUUUUAAAACCAUUUUUUUUCUCUUUAAUGGUUUGCCUAGAAUGGUAUUACAAGUUGUAUUUGUAAUUUAUUCUAAACUCUAGGUGAUAGACUUAACGUUUUAAUUAUUUAUUUCGAUUUAAUUGCAAUCAUAUUAAAAUGAAUUAAAAAAAUACCAAAAAAAAAGAGUUCUAAAUAUUUAACGAUAAACGGUUUAAGCUAAAUACUAAUUAAGAGAGCUUGAACACACACAUUUGUUAUGUAUUUGUAAGUUUGUA
Messenger RNA from Rhagoletis pomonella (apple maggot), 1884 nucleotides. Its product is annotated as keratin, type II cytoskeletal 5. The record is from RefSeq and is a predicted model, not a curated record. NCBI's taxonomy places the organism in Eukaryota, Metazoa, Arthropoda, Insecta, Diptera, Tephritidae. The transcript is spliced from 4 exons. The coding region runs from base 260 to 1579 and encodes 439 amino acids.